This is a messenger RNA of Staurois parvus, 403 nucleotides long. The record is from the annotation of a GenBank genome assembly. NCBI's taxonomy places the organism in Eukaryota, Metazoa, Chordata, Amphibia, Anura, Ranidae.
GUGCCACUUUCAGGUCUCCUCACACUGCUGGUGUGUUCCAUUUUUUGUCAUAGGGUGCUGGCAGAUUACGGGCCUCCCAUUGCUGCUGCCAGGCCCCUAAUCUGCCAUGGGCCCCUGUACCGCCUCCUCAUGCUGCUGCCAGGUCCAGAGUGUGUCAUGGGUCCCUGUACGGCCUCCCAUUGCUGCUGUCUCCAUCGCCACACUCUGCCAUGUGCCACUUUCAGGUCUCCUCACACUGCUGGUGGUUUCCAUUUUUGUCAGAGGGGGCUGUAUGGCCUCCCAUUGCUGCUGCCUCCACCGCCACACUGUGGCUCCACACUCUGGUUUUGGCCCCGUGACUGCCCAAAUGAGUGAAGUGUGCGGUGAUUCUAAGAUCGACGGCACUCAUCUGCAUGUCAUACUG